Messenger RNA from Ruditapes philippinarum (Manila clam), 1221 nucleotides. RefSeq lists its product as uncharacterized. NCBI's taxonomy places the organism in Eukaryota, Metazoa, Mollusca, Bivalvia, Venerida, Veneridae. The coding region runs from base 1 to 1221 and encodes 406 amino acids. The record is from RefSeq and is a predicted model, not a curated record. The transcript has a single exon.
AUGAAGAUAGUGAAGGAAAGAAGGCUAUGUUUUAAUUGUCUGGGAAACCACAAGAUUACAGACUGUAAGUCUAAAUUCAAGUGUAAAAUAUGCUCACGCAGACAUCAUACUAGUAUUUGUGGAGUAGAAAUAGCAGCCAAAUCUACAGAUAAGUAUCCUGUUAUCAACAAUGAGAAAAAGAACUCCACUUCGGUAUUACAUUCUGCUCACUCUACCACAACAGGUCCUGUAUUAUUAAAGACAGCAGUUUCCAUGGUAACCUCAAAAAGUACCUCCAUUUCCGCCAAUAUCCUAUUUGAUGAAGGUUCCCAGAGUUCAUUUAUAAGUGAACACCUAGCCCAAAAAUUACAAUUGGAGCCCACCGGAAGUGAAACAUUAUACAUGUCGGGUUUCGGAGACACAGAGCGUCGCGUGCGACAUUUAAGCAGAGCAACCGUGUAUAUAGAAACAGCAAAAGAAAAUAUUCCUAUAAAUGUUUUGAUAGUGCCUGAAAUUUCCAUGCCACUGAAAUCUUAUCACAAACAUGCUGGUCACCUUCCUUACCUGAAAGGGCUCAAACUCGCACAUCCAGUCUCAGGAGAUGAAGAUUUUGAUAUCGAGAUUCUUAUUGGUGCUGAUCAUUACUGGGACGUUAUACAAGAUCAAGUUAUUAGAGGAGACGGGCCUACAGCUAUACUAUCUAAAAUCGGAUACCUUCUAUCAGGACCAUUGAAAACAGGUACUCUAAUAAAUUCUACGUCGAUUCCCGUAUCCAUGAUGAACGUUAUUACUAUGAAAACACAAGAUGUUGUAAAUUUAGAGAAAUUUUGGGAGGUGGAGUCCAUUGGAGUUGAACUGAAACCAAACCAACAGUUAAACUUUGAGAAAACAAGAGAGUAUCAGGACAAUAGUAUUACGUACAGUAAUGGACAAUACAUUGCCAAAUUACCAUGGAAAGAUGACCAUCCUUUUCUAUCAAGUAACGAGAACAUAAGCCGACGAAGAACUAUAAAUUUUGUAAAUAGAUUGAAAAAAGACCCAGAACUUCUAAAGAAAUAUGGAGAUAUUAUUUACGAGCAGGAACAGAGAGGAUUUAUAGAGAAGGUUAUAGAGCCAUUGUCUCAUAGUAUAGACGACACAUUAGUCCCGACCCCAUUAUUACCACGACCAAAAGUACACUACAUUCCCCAUCAUCCUGUGAGAAAAAGACUCGGCAACCACACCCAUUCGUAUCGUUUAUGA